Rhizophagus irregularis DAOM 181602=DAOM 197198 is the source of this 2305-nucleotide messenger RNA. Its product is annotated as succinate dehydrogenase flavoprotein subunit. Gene Ontology annotation, molecular function: succinate dehydrogenase (quinone) activity; flavin adenine dinucleotide binding; electron transfer activity. Gene Ontology annotation, biological process: mitochondrial electron transport, succinate to ubiquinone; tricarboxylic acid cycle. The record is from RefSeq and is a predicted model, not a curated record. Lineage: Eukaryota; Fungi; Glomeromycota; Glomeromycetes; Glomerales; Glomeraceae.
UUUUUUUUUUGUUUUUUCGCAUGAUUAUGAAUUCUAACCUGGUUGUCAAAAAAAAUGUAUCGAGUGUUCAAAACCAUUGUAAAACCUAUUAAACCGUUUUCGGCUUCUGCAUUUUCUCGAGGCUUUCACGUAUCGAGACCAGCGUCACAAGUGAUUGCUUCACAACCAUUAAGAGCAAAAGAGGCACCUUCUACAAUUUCUAGCAAAUAUCCGGUUAUCGAUCAUACAUAUGACGCUAUUGUUGUAGGUGCUGGUGGUUCUGGUUUGCGUUCCGCUUUUGGUCUUGCAGAGGCCGGUUUUAAUACAGCUUGCAUUACAAAAAUAUUUCCAACAAGGUCACAUACUGUCGCGGCACAGGGUGGUAUUAAUGCUGCCCUAGGAAAUAUGACUGAAGAUGAUUGGCGUUGGCACAUGUAUGAUACAGUGAAAGGUAGUGAUUGGCUUGGUGAUCAAGAUGCGAUACAUUAUAUGUGUCGUGAAGCUCCAAAAACUGUUAUUGAAUUAGAACAUUAUGGUGUACCAUUUUCUCGAACUGAUGAGGGCAAAAUUUAUCAAAGAGCUUUUGGCGGACAAAGUCUAAAAUUUGGUCAAGGUGGCCAGGCAUAUCGUUGUGCUGCGGUGGCUGAUCGUACUGGUCACGCUCUUUUACAUACGCUAUAUGGACAAUCUUUGAAACAUAAUACCAAUUUUUUUAUUGAAUAUUUUGCUAUGGAUUUAAUGAUGGAAGAUGGUGUAUGUCGUGGUGUUAUUGCUCUUAAUCAAGAAGAUGGUACUUUACACCGAUUCCGUGCUCACAAAACUGUAUUAGCCACCGGUGGAUAUGGUCGUACUUAUUUCUCGUGUACCAGUGCACAUACUUGUACCGGAGACGGAAAUGCUAUGAUCACUCGAGCUGGACUCCCUUUGCAAGACUUAGAAUUUGUACAAUUUCACCCUACUGGCAUUUAUGGAGCUGGCUGCUUGAUCACGGAAGGCGCCAGAGGCGAAGGUGGUUAUUUACUAAAUUCUAAAGGUGAACGUUUUAUGGAACGUUAUGCACCUACUGCAAAAGAUUUAGCUUCUAGAGACGUCGUAUCCCGUUCAAUGACUAUGGAAAUCCGCGAUGGGCGUGGUGUUGGUCCCGAAGCUGACCAUAUUUAUUUACAGCUUUCGCAUUUACCUGCGGAAGUUUUACAUGAACGUUUGCCGGGUAUUUCCGAAACCGCCGCUAUUUUUGCCGGUGUUAAUGUGACUAAAGAACCGAUUCCAGUAUUACCUACCGUACAUUAUAACAUGGGUGGUAUACCUACACGAUACACUGGUGAAGUUUUGACUAUUGAUGAGAAAGGAAAUGACAAACUUGUUCCUGGUCUUUAUGCAGCUGGCGAGGCUGCUUGUGUAUCAGUUCAUGGUGCUAAUCGUUUAGGUGCCAAUUCAUUGCUCGAUAUUGUUGUCUUUGGUCGUGCUUGUGCACAUCACAUAAAAGAUACUUUAGAACCAGGAAUGCCUCAUAAACCAUUAUCAUCAGAUGCGGGAGCUGAAUCUAUUGCUAAUCUAGAUAAACUUCGAAAUGCAUCUGGAUCAAAGAGGACUGCAGAAAUCCGUUUGAAUAUGCAAAAAGCUAUGCAACGUGAUGCGGCAGUUUUCCGAACACAGGAAUCUUUGGACGAGGGUGUCAAAAAUAUUGACAAAAUUUUCAAAUCAUUUGAAGACGUAAAUGUUGAGGACCGAUCCAUGAUUUGGAAUUCUGAUCUUAUUGAAACUUUAGAAUUACAAAAUCUUUUGACCAAUGCUGCUCAGACAAUGCACGCAGCAGCAGUUAGAAAAGAAUCCCGUGGUGCUCAUGCGCGAGAAGAUUAUCAAACUCGUAAUGAUGAAGAGUGGAUGAAACAUACAUUAUCGUGGCAAGAUCAAAACACAGGAAUGGUUAAAUUAAGAUAUCGCCCUGUAACGUCUAAGACUUUAGAUGAAACCGAAAUCGCUAGUAUUCCUCCGAAGGCUAGAGUAUAUUAAAAAGUAUUUUGAUUUAAAUUUAUUUAUUUAUGAGUAUAUGGACUUUUCUUGACGAUUUAUUAUAUUAACGUCAAUUUCGGCUUAAGACAAAAAUUCCAACGCACAUAACAAUUAUUACUUUUUAAUAAUUGAGAAAUAAUGAAUUGAAAAAAAUACAUCAUAAUGAUAUUAAAUAAAUAUAUAAAUAAAAAAAUUUGUUACUCCCAUUCUUAUUUAUCUGCAGAACUUAAGUUAUAUACAUACUGUACAUAACUUAUACAUAUAUCUAUUUCAAGUUUCAAAUUUAUAAUAAUAUUACACAAAAUAAACCUAA